Dentiscutata erythropus is the source of this 402-nucleotide messenger RNA. Lineage: Eukaryota; Fungi; Glomeromycota; Glomeromycetes; Diversisporales; Gigasporaceae. The record is from the annotation of a GenBank genome assembly.
AUGGUUCUAAAUAUCUGUCAAAUAACAAAUAAUACCGCCAAUCUAUUCAAUCUCAUAAAUUCCGAAAACCACAAUGAUGAUUACUCAAUCCCGCCGUAUACGACAAGAUACGCUGAUUCUUGGGUUCCCUGGAAAAAUAAAGACGACACUAAAUAUAUUUUAAUCAGACAAAAUCCGGAUUCUGAUGAAAACUCUCGCACCGGUACUUCACCAGUGACCCUAAAAUUAUGUGACUAUCAUUUUCAUCUAAUUUGCACGAUAUAUCCAUUCAGAACCGUCGCACGUCAACGUGUAAAUAGCAGUAAAGAUUUCUCUAUAAAUAUUAAUGAUAGGAAAUUUACUUUUGUUUGUAUAAAUGGUGAAUUUUUACCUGGAGUCCAAAGUUUCGACGUUACUUAUUAA